AUGUCAACCCUUCCGGUCAAAAUGGACUCUUCUGCUGCCGCCGCCCCCCCUAGGCCUGCCCCCAAGAAAAAGCCCUACAGGGGCAGCAAUUUUGCCCAUUUAUAUCAGGAGCUGCAAAAAUUCCCUGCAUUGCAUAUUAAGCAAUUGGUUCACCAGCUUUCUUGCGCGCAUGCGGGGCCAGCAACCUCGGAUCUUAAUGAUCAAAUCGCAAAGAUCCUUUUGGAAAAAGAAAUGGGGCCUUUUGCCCCCCUGGUGUCUCAGGACUCUGCAUUUGUUUCCAAAUUGGUCGCCCUUAACGCUGAAAAGCUGCUCGAAUUUGAUGCUCAAAUAUCAAAAGCCAAUGAGGGGCUCAGCCAAAGCGAUGUUGUCGAGCUAAUGCUUUCAAAGGCCAUUUACCUUUGCCAAAUUGGGGAUAAAGAUGCCUCGAUUCUUCUGCUCCGCCAAUUGGAGGAAAAAUGUCCAACCACUGGAUCUAGACUUGACUUUGCUUUUGCUUCAAUCCGUUUAGGCUUUCUUUGGGAUGACAUGGACAUAGUGAAGCGCAAUAUCGCUAAAGCGGAAAGCAUUUUGGAGCUCGGGGGAGAUUGGGAUCGAUGCAACCGCCUGCGGGUUUAUAAGGCGCUUUUCCAUAUUUGCCAGCGAAAGUUUAGCGAGGCCGCCAGUCUUUUGGUGUCUUCCCUCUCUACCUUUAGCUAUACAGAGCUGAUGGAUUUCCAAACCUUUGUGUCAUAUACAGUUAUAACGGGUCUUUUAACGCUCCCUCGCGCCGAGAUCAAGCAAAAGAUCUGCUCAUCCCCAGAGGUUCUUGAAGUCAUUCAAACGAUCCCUCAGUUCAGGGAGUAUAUUUCCUCCUUCUAUGAGUGCCAUUAUAAAGAGUUUUUUGUGCUGUUGGCAUCUUUCAUCGAGGAUUUCCUGAAAAGAGACUUUUUCCUUUCCGCACAUUCGACCUUCAUUGUGCGUGAGAUGCGCAUCCGAGCAUAUUCGCAAACUCUCCAAUCCUACAAAUGCGUCACCCUAGAGGCACUUGCGAAUGCCUUUGGCGUUUCUGUAGACUUUAUCGAUCGGGAGCUAUUUCAUUGGAUUUCUGCAGGCCGUCUCAAUUGCACCAUUGAUAAGGUAUCUGGAAUUGUCGAGCACUCUGCAAAGGGGACCUCCAAAAAUGAUCAAUAUUUGAGUUUGGUCAAGGCUGGCGACUCGCUACUAAACAAAAUCCAGCGCCUUUGUAGAUUGGUGAACAUUUAG
Molecule: messenger RNA, 1242 nt
Organism: Mitosporidium daphniae
Lineage: Eukaryota; Fungi; Microsporidia
Product: non-ATPase regulatory subunit 6 of 26S proteasome
Exons: 4
Coding region: 1-1242 (413 amino acids)
Biological process (GO): proteasome-mediated ubiquitin-dependent protein catabolic process
Source: RefSeq, a predicted model, not a curated record